CAACGAGGACUACGUGCCGUUGUUUCUCCCACAGGCAGACAGUUGAACGUCGUGUUCGAACGGAGAAGUACGCGUCACACGGAGAGUGUGUUCUCAACUGAAUAUAAUAAAUCUAUGUCUGUUUGGGAUUACUAUGCUUUUAAGUCCGCAGUGUUAACGUAAUUUUGUAUUCUUUAUGUUUACCCACAAAUGCUGGGAUAUACUUCCUACAGGGAUUGGACAGGACCGGGAGCUGGCGCCCAGCAGCAGUUGUCGGUCGUGACCACGGUGUGGGGAGUGAGCACUACGACGCAGUCGGGCCCCCACGGGGGCGCCUAUACGGGCGGCCCGACGCCUACCGCUAACCCCAACUACAUAGGAGCUCAAGGAACUGCAGGCAAAGUGCAACAAGGCGGUUAUCAAGGAGGAUAUAGACAGAGUGUACCUCCAGGUGUUAGUGGUUAUGGUGCAGGCAAUGUUAUGAAUGGUAGUGAUCAGGGUUACGGAAGCGGAAACGCCUUGAGUACUGCAGCUAUGGUCGCCGCAGCAACGGCAACAGCUACAGCUACAGCCAGUGUUGUUGCUCUGCAAGAUAAUUCCCAGUUCAAUAAUCAACAAUACCAACAGGGAUAUCAGCAACGCAUGAUGGGCAUGAACGGAAUGAAUGGCAUGAGUCCCAUGGGUAUGAAUAUGGGAGGAAUGCACAACAACAUGAUGAGUAGCAUGGGGCCUAAAAUGGGCAUGCAGGGUCCCGGACCCGGACCUAACUCAAGCUCCAUGUACCCCAGGAGAAUGACCCCAUAUCCCUCGCCAGCAAUGCAUAUGAAUCAAAAACGUGGCACUCAACAAAGCUAUCCAAACACCUGUCCUACCAUGAAUCCUAGUAUGAAUCCCAGUAUGAGUCCUAUGAAUCCAUCAAUGACUCCUUCAAUGUCUCCUUCAAUGAACCCAUCAAUGAAUCCCUCAAUGAAUCCCUCAAUGAAUCCCUCAAUGAAUCCAUCAAUGAAUCCGUCAAUGAAUCCCUCAAUGAAUCCCUCAAUGAAUCCUUCAAUGAAUCCCUCAAUGAAUCCCUCGAUGAAUCCUAAUAUGAAUCCAAACAUGAACCCCAGUAUGAAUCCUAGUAUGGCUGCCAGCAUGAAUCCUAAUUUUAAUCCUAGCGGCCAGUAUCCAUAUAAUAGCACGAGGCAGCCUAACUUCAAUCAGUAUCCAUCCCAGCAGACGUUAGGUCCCACAGGUAACUUUGGCCCUGGACCUGGUACCAUGAUGUCAAUGGGGAAUCCCAGACAAAUGCGCCAGGCCACGCCUCCUUAUACUAAUCAAGGACAGUAUUUUAACGGUGGCUCUAUAAGCCAGUUUCCUUCAAACAACUCUGGUCAGUACAUGAGUAGUAACGCUAACUCCAGCAGUCAAUAUGGCAGCACCUCCUCAGCACAGUUUCAGCAAGAUGUUGCAAUGAGAAACAACAUGAAUUACCAGCACAGUCCCAUUCCAGGGAACCCUACACCUCCACUGACUCCAGCCAGUAGUAUGCCACCAUACAUUAGUCCUAAUCCAGAUGUUAAACCUAAUUUUAAUGACUUGAAACCACCACUACCAAUGCAGAAUGAUGAGUUGAGGCUAACCUUCCCGGUACGAGACGGCAUCAUUCUCCCACCUUUCAGAUUAGAGCAUAACCUAGCAGUCAGCAAUCACGUGUUCCAACUUAAGCCUACUGUUCACCAAACAUUGAUGUGGCGGCAAGACUUGGAGCUUCAGUUAAAGUGCUUCCAUCACGAGGAUAGACAGAUGAAUACCAAUUGGCCUGCAUCAGUCCAAGUUUCUGUUAAUGCUACACCACUUAUCAUCGACAGAGGGGAGAAUAAGACAUCACACAAACCCCUGUACCUAAAAGAUGUAUGUCAGCCUGGCCGGAACACCAUACAGAUUACUGUAUCAGCGUGUUGUUGUUCCCACCUUUUCGUUCUUCAACUUGUUCAUCGACCUAGUGUUCGAUCUGUUCUUCAAGGUUUGCUCAGGAAACGUUUGUUAACAGCCGACCACUGCAUUGCCAAGAUCAAGAGGAAUUUCAGUAACACCGGUAGCUCAGCCACAGGGAACGGUGAUAGAGACGCAGUAGAGCAGACGGCGCUUAAAGUUUCUGUGAAAUGUCCGAUUACUUUCAAGAGGAUAACUCUACCGGCCAGGGGACACGAGUGCAAACACAUACAAUGCUUCGAUUUGGAGUCGUACCUGCAGCUAAACUGUGAAAGGGGAGCUUGGAGGUGUCCGGUGUGCAAUAAACCUGCACAAUUGGAAGGUUUAGAAGUUGACCAGUAUAUGUGGGGCAUUUUGAAUACCUUAAGUACACAGGAAGUGGAGGAAGUCACUAUUGACAGCUCUGCAAACUGGAAGGCUGCCAAAGGAAACAUGCCUGGAAUCAAGAUGGAAGAUGAAGGUAAUGAUUCCUGUAGUGGAGGCAAACGUAAUAAAGCCAUGUCACCAGGAAGUAUGACCCUACCGACCAUGAACAACUGGGAUAUGCAAGCAAUGUCACCUUAUUUACCUCCAGAUAUGAAUAGCAUCGCCAGUGGUUCGAUGAUGAAUGGUGGACCACCGUCGUACAAUAAUACUUAUUCGAGUACUAACGAGUACUUGAGCGGUAAUGGACCACUUUCACACCUCAGCGAAUCUGUCAAUUCCCUGGACCCAUUGAAUGCGAUGGAGAAGAGCCUAAAUGAGCAGAUGCCGCACACACCCCACACUCCUCAUACACCACACACGCCACACACUCCAGGAGGAGGUACCCCUGGAUCGGCGCAUACACCUGGAGGUGGUACGACGGGUCCACCGAGUGUACCGCCACCGUCUACUGAUACCCACAAUACCAGUAGUGGCUCAAACAACGGAGGUCCCGGAUCGGUAUCGGGAAGUGGAACGAAUGCCGAUACUUCAGUACCAGAAAUACCUUCAGAUCUUAACUUUGAUCCUGCGGCUGUUAUUGACGGAGAGGGAACAGGACAAGAGGCACUUAAUCUACUACCAGACAGUGUGGAUCCAAUGGAGCUGCUGUCUUAUCUAGACCCACCGGAUUUGAACACUCCACCGUCUAGCGGCAGUAGUUCGGGUCAAGCCAAUACGUCGACGAACGACGACAUUUUAGCCCUAUUCGAAUGAGCCUAGAAAGUCAAGAGAACUUUGUCUUUCACUCUCUUAUUCAUUCUCUCUCCUCUGUUAAGUACUCCGCGCAUCAGACACAAGUGAGUGAACAAGUGUGAUACCUAAAGACGACAACAAUCGUGUUAUUUGAUUAUGAAAAAGGUCUAAAUCAAAUUAUAUUGUAUAGUUUGUAUAUAGUGUUGAAGAGAAUAAGUGGCAGAAGUAUUUUAUUCUAUUGGUUCGAGAUAGCUAUGAUUUAGAUGGGAAAGAAUCAUUUUCAAGACCAAAAGGUGUCAUUUUCAUAACGCAUUACAUAUUAUUUAUUUCGUUUAAAUUUAAAUAGUGGGCAUUAAUAACCAAAAAAUGUAUGUACAAAUCUUCACAAAUACUAUGUUAAAUUAUCAUUUAAAGGUAGUUAUUUGAAUUGAGUGCAUUGUUCCUCUUUAUUAAAUUGAUUUUAAGCUGACCAUAUUAUAGAUUGAUGGAUAAAAUUGAUGCACAUUAUGAAAAUGGCACUUCUAUUCUUGAAAUUGAAGGAUAGGGAAAACGCAACGGGAGCACAAUUUAACAAUAUUUGUUAAAUUCAAAAUUUGUUGUGCAAUUAUCGGUCUAUGACUUUCUGCUCAUAAGUGUGUGAGUACUAUGCUCUAGGACUUUUUUCCAAGUAUUAUCAUUGUGUCAAUGAAGUAGUAAUCUUUGAGUACUUACUGAAAUAAAAGUCAAUAUAAAAUGGCCUGUAAAACCAGUUCUGAUAAUCAGCUCAAUAUAAAUAAAACGGGAAUGUGGGGGAUACUGGUAAAGGUAAACAGUAAAAAAUUGUGAGAACUUUUGGGGAAGUUGAAAAUUGUCCAAAUUGAUAAAAAAAUAUAUUUAAAAAAAGUAGAGUUCUGAAGUAACAUAAUGCUGUCUCAAUUAUAAAUUUAAGACAAACUGUUAUUUUACUACUCUACGAAGUAGUUUUCUCGUUUUUAUAGUAUUUAGAGCUGGUUAGGUAUCUUAUUAGGAUAUUUCUUUUAUAAAGAAAAUAAAGCAAUUCUUAACGCCAGGUAUAAACCGGGUAUAAUUCGAAAACAAUCGCAACCAAUGGAAUAAAACGUAAAAAAUAACGAGGACGGCCAGUUUAAAUAUAUAGUAUUAACUAAAAAAUGAAAAUAUACUUAGUAGAAAAUUUGGAACCAAAAUUUAGGUACCUACUUUAGGACUGUGUCGGUCAUUUUUGCAUCUCAAUGUGCAUAGGCUUCAAGUAUUAUUAUGCUGUAAAGAAUUCCGUGAACCUUUUAUAACUAUCAGACAAGGCACCUUCAAGGGAAUACAGAAACUGGUCUUGUGCAAUGGUCUUGACUCUCGGUACAAAAUGUAUAUUUUCUCAAAUUUAGCAAUUCCCAAAUUUUCAGUAUUAUAAUCAUUAUAUGGAAAGAUUAUCACAUAAGUAGGGAAAUUGAAUACUAGUUAACGCCUAUUUCAACGAAGUCAAAACGUAGUUGUCAUAAAAGUAUAUUUGGAAGCAAUAGGGAACUUGCAUAAAAUUUUAUAUUCGAAAAAAAUGUUAUAAAUCACAACAGAACAUAAUUUAAAACAUAUAUCAAAUAUUAAAAAGUUUUGUUUGGCUUUCGUUUGGCCCCUAAAGAUGAUUAAAAAUUCAAAUUAAAACAGGUGGCCCAAAACGCGUCGUGACGUCAUUCGUUUAAAUUAUGUUUACAUUCUUCCAAAAAAGUAAACAGAAUUUAAAAUUAGACAUUAUAAACGUCAGUAGAAAAUACAGUUAUGUAACCUCACAAGUGUUUUAAAUCGUUUGAACUAUUUUAAAUGUCAUUUAAUAGUGUCAGUGUCAAAACGAAUGCCAAACCUAAUAGGGAACUUGCACAUUUUUUUAUUGCAUAAUAAUAUUCAGUUUCCUUUAAAAAUAAGAUUUCCAAAAUUUCACGCCUUAAAACCUCAUAAUAACAAGUACAAAUUUAAAAUCUAUAUACAUUUUUUUGUUUUCUGGCCUUGGUUUAGAGAACCUUUAGUCAAUUUAAAAUAGUUCAAACGAUCAAAAACACUUGUGAGGUUACAUAAGUGUGUUUGCUAGUGACGUUUAAAUGUCUUAUUUUAAAUUCUGUUUACUUUUUUGGAAGAAUGUAAACAUAAUUUAAACGAAUGACGUCACGACGCGUUUUGGGCCACCUGUUUUAAUUUGAAUUUUUAAUCAUCUUUAGGGGCCAAACGAAACCCAAACAAAACUUUUUAAUCUUUGAUACAUGAUUUAAAUUAUGUUCUGUUGUGAUUUAUAACAUUUUUUUCGAAUUUAAAAUUUUAUGCAAGUUCCCUAUUGUCAAACCGUUUUCAACAAACUGUAUUUUGUUUGUUGUAUCAACAGUUGUUAAGUUUUUUUGACAUCUGUGUGUCAGACUAGAAUGAUAAGACGGCAACAAAUUCUUCUUAAUAAUUCUCACUAUAUGGGACUCAGAAAGAGGAACCUCCAAACGUUGAACACAAACUAACAACUUCAUUAAUAAAAAUCGUAACUCCUGUGGAGCUUGUUUACGAGACUUGAUUUCAUGUAGAAGGUUGUCCUCAUAAUUAUAAGGAAGAAAAUCCGACCUAAGUUUAGCAACUAACUGCCUUGAAGCAACACUACGUCGGUUAUUGAGAUACCACGUGAAGACUGAAUCCCUAAAUAAAUCAGCAGCAGAGGAGUAACAAUCUUCCUCGGUGUUCCCGCGUGCUAUACGCAGACACUCUACCUUCUCCAAGAAACUAACAACAUUUUCGUCCGAUUUACCAGACAAAUAUACACCCCAUUUAUGAAUAGGAGCAGACUUAACAAAUGGAAAGGGAUUUACAGAAACACUAGCAGUGUUUGGAGUAGAAUGUGCCUGUGGAGUUACUUUGAACUCAAAUUCACCUUCUAAAUUCAGAAUUUUGAAGGUAAGAGCCUUUUUUAUGGCAUCCCCUUCCUCUGUUGUAGAUUCUAACAGAUGGACUCUACCUGCAGCAUGGGAACCAACAAAUGAACUAAUUUUGACCUUCAGAUCUGCAAGAGUAGCUUCUAUUUCAGGAAGCUUAUCACUAUCACUAAAUUUAAGGAAGCUGACAGAACAGCAUGACUCCGAUUCGCUGAAGUUUGCUUUAAAGCACCUCUCAACACUACCCUUUUUUCAUCAACUGUUGUUAACGAUGGAUCGGUUAACUGACGGACUCUCAACUCAUACUCUAAUUCAGGAGCUAAUAGAUGCUCUACCUUAAAAGCUGCCAUUUUACACAACUGGGAAAUACACAAGAGAAUAAGACAAGAUAAAAGUAGGUAAAGUUCAACUUACUCUCUGUCCUCAAGCUAAUAUUCUGCAUGACUAGUUUUACCAGUAAUGUUUGUUUGUUUGACCAGUCGUGAAAACAGAUGCAUUGCAACGCUACAAUCCCUGAAAAACCUAAAAUUUCAAAAAUGUUAUUUCGAGGUAGUGAAGCGAGUUAUUUGAAUGCUAUUUGGAUUUGACAAUGGCUUUAGAAUGUUUUUGACUUCGAGACUUCCAUCUAAUACCAAAUUUGAAUGACCUUUGAAUGGCAUUUCAGUUUUGAAAACACUAAAAAGUCGAAAGGUGCCAUGCCGGAGUAAUAGGGAGACUGACUAAGUUUUGUCAUCUUGUGUUUUACCAAAAAGGAUUUACCACAGGAUUUGAUCAAUGUGCUCACGCAACGUAAGGUUUUUAAUUGGUUGUCUGAUCUCUUGGAGAGGAACACCUUAAUAGAAAAAACACAAUCAAUAUAUCUAGAUGCUCGUAUGGAUGCUUCACUAAGAAGACCCAUCAUCAGUAGUGACCCUUUUAAUAAUAUCUGUCGACCUUUCUGCCCUUUAACGGUUUUUUGCAAAACACAAUUUAAACAAAAGCAUGUUAAUGGGAAUAAAACACUUCUGAAAUUUUGGCCUGAGGUUAUGAACGAAAGUUGGAAAUUUUUGGACAUACCUCGUAUAGAUACCAUUCGAAAGUUUUUUAUGUAAUUUAUUCAUUCUUAUUUAUAAGUUUUUAGUACUAGUCUAUUGAAUUUCGUCAUUACACCAAUUAUUACUAAAUGUCGAUUUUAGUAAAACUGUUCACACAAUAAAAAUUGUACUUAGUAGCAAUCGAGAACUUUGCACAUGACCGGACGUUGUUAUAUAUUGACUAUGUAGUUUGUAUUUAAAACACAAACACCACAUAUAAUAUUUUUUAAUGAGAACUCUGAUAAGACUGUGAUAUGAAGUUUAAUUAUAAGUAAGUUUAACAUAAUUCAAUUAUUGUAUAUUAACUAAACAUUAAAAUUAGCGAAAAAUAUUAUGUUAUAUAGUGGACUUUGUGUAAAUUAAGUUAAAAUUUGAUGUGAUAGAAAAUAUAUUUUGGUGAAAAAAUUCGAAGAAGCGUUUUAUUUAAUUGCCAGGUUUUGUGACAGUUUGGACUUACAUCUAAAAAUAAUGCAGCAUUUCAAUUUCUAUUUCCCUAAAACCAAGGCAAGAUGCACGGCAACACUGUUGUAAUUUUUUGGUGUAGGAAGUGCCAUUAAAAGCUGUAGUCCAAGAAGUAUCUACGUAUACAGGGUGUCCCCGAAAAUAGUGCGGUUCUUUAAGGUAUGGAUAUAAUACACAUUGUAGAACAAAAAAGUCCUAUAACAUUUUUUUCUAAAGUUAACCGUUUAUUACAUUGUUCGCCAUAUAAGCGAACUUUUAUUUUCAUAAAAUUAACUAAUUUGUCAUCACUGUACAAGAACUGUUUGUGAUUUAGUUUAUUGACACCACAAAUGUAGGUCAGACAGGUACACCUGCAAAACAAGUGUACCACCCCAUGUUUGAAAAUCCAACAAAACAAGAAUGUGGUUGUUUGUUUAGAAUGAAGACAGGGUUUAAUGUAAAUACUUAUGGCUAAAAUGCUGCAACUAUUUUUGAAUUGUGAUUGUCUAUGUUUAGAUUUUUGUAUACAUAGUUGUCAGAUUUCAAUUUGCAUACCAAAAUGUAUUUUGGUUUUUUAGCCGAACGGUUGCAUUUAGAAAAAAAUGUUAUAAGACUUUUUUGCUCUACAUGGUGCCUUCUACCUGUACUUUUAAGGAACGCACUAUUUUCGAGGACACCCUGUAUAUUAUUGGACAAUGUUUCGACGUCUACGUUGAAUACCUUUUUCAGAAAAGUUACGUUAAACAAAUCGUAAAAACUAUUUAAAUGAAUCUGAUUUUAAUAGUGUUCAGUUUUUAAUUGUAGAACAACUUUUAUUAUUGGCUAAGUCAAAAACUGUAACAUUUAGUUGCUGUUUAUGUGAGUAAAAGCAUGUGCGAGAAUAUUAUAUUGAAAAAAAUGUUUAGUACCGUAUAUACAGCUUAAUUAAGAGUUUUUGACAUAUUUAAAUGCAUUGAUUUCAGUGUAUAUAUUGAUUAUAUUAUAUUCAAAUUUAUAUUUUGUACAGGGCGUUUGUAACUAAGUGCGACAGACUUUAAGGAGUAAUUCUGCAUAGAAAAAUAAUGACAGUUUGCUAUAUAAAAGUAUGUCCGCAAAUGCUUUGUUUCCGAGGCAAGGGUUGUUGAAAUUUUUCUUAGAAACACAACUUAUUUAUUGCUGUCAAACCGGUUGAGAUAUGCAAAUGAUAUUUGGUGGGUUUUAAAAGGUAGCUUUUGCGCAUUUUUUGACAUCAAUUAAGAAUUUUAUAGGGUCCGAAUUUUUUAAGGAAAAAAUAGUACGCCACUGAGAUAUUUCAAAUUAAAAAUCAUUUCUGGAGUUCCUCAUUGAAUUUGUGAUAAAAUAUAUCUUCCUUUUUUUCAUACAAAGCGCCGUUUUCAUACAAAAAAUAAAACAUGUUAACGGUUACAAAUUAUUCGAGAUUUUUUGUCACAUAUUUAUGAGGCAUUCAAAAAUGAUUUUUAUUUUGAACUAUCUCAAUGGUGUACUCUUUUUUUCUUUAAAUAAGUUCAGACCAUUAUCCGUAUUCAUGGCAAUGAUGAAUUUUCUAAAUAUUCUAUAUUGAAAAUCUGAAUUGUAUGUCAAAAAAUGCGCAAUAACUACCUCUCAAAACCCAUCAAAUUUCAUAUGCAUAUCUCAACCGGUUUUGGAACAAUAAAUAAAUCAUCAGUUUGUAAGAAAAAUUUCAACACCCCGUAUCUCGGAAACGAAGCAUUUGCAGACAUACGUUUAUAGAGCAAACUGUCAUUUAACAUUUACGUUUGUCGCACUUAUUUACAAACUCCAUGUAUAUUAUAUUUUAUUCAUUUUGUUCUCUCAUAUUUUAAAAAAAUCUUUAGUACCUACAUUUCAUACAGUGUUGAUGGCGCACAUUUUAAUAACUCCGCUCACUUAUAUUGCACCAAAAGGCAUCGUUUUCAUGUGAGUUUUUGGGGAACUAGAAACACGCUCAGUACCUAGUUACGGCGUUUUGGCUUAUUUCGUUUUAGAAAUGAAUCUUUGACGCGAGAUAAAGUCCAAAUUGCCACGCGCCGCUGUGUAGUAACCUUAAAUGUGUCUGUCUGUAUCAUUAUCUCAUGUAGGGUCCAAGUUCCUAACAUAAAAUAAUUUUAAACGUUUUAACAAUAUUAUAUACGAGGUUCACACGAAUUUUUCUACUUCUAAUUGCCAAGAAAACAUUAACUCAUUCUAAAAAACUUAGACAAGAGAAUAGAUGUCAAUAAGUUGUAUGUUAUAAGUAGAGAUGAAAAAUAUUUAUUGAAAGUUUACAUUAUAAAAAUUAAUACACAAUUAAAUAUUAAAAAAUACCACAACAAUUGCUUCCAGCUGUAAACUUUUUAUAAAUAAUCAGUAUAAAAUUAUGCCAAUAAUUUGGUUUCGAUUUAGAUUAAUUUAUGUAUCAAAAAUUCAAACUUCAUCAAAAUAUUUUUACUUAUUGGUCUGUGAAAAUCUUUAUAUCUGAAAUACGUUUCAAAACUACAUUUCUUUGUCAUUAUUCCACACGAAAUUCAGAAGUUGAAUUUUUUUUUUUCAUUAAAUGUUAAGAUAUCGAUUCGUAGUUUCAUAUAAUGAAAUUUUUAUUAAUACAAUGAAGAUAAAUUCUUAUUGAGUCAUAUUCUUUGGAGUUUAGUUGCCAAUACAUCUAGUUUUCGUCUUACUAACGUGAUGUCAGUCAAACCAGUCUCCAAAUUUUUGUUCUUCCUCUAUAUAAUUAUUAAUUCUGCUUGUCCAUGGGUCUCCAAAUUAUGUUUCCAUAAUAUUCAUUUCCGAACUAUGCUGCACUAUGAGCUAUCAGUUUCAUGACUAUAUGUUGGAUUUCUGUUUCGUCUUCUUGUAGUGCCUAUCCGUUUCAGAUGUUGGCGACCAUCAUGACAAUCUGUACUUUGCACACUUCUGCCCUGAAAGGAGUUUUUAUGGUUGUUGUGUUGAACCAUGUACGCUGAUUUUUCAACCAGGAAAUCCUUCAUCUUCCUGGUUCUCUUUGAAUGGUCUAAAUUGUGCUAUUUUGAAAAGAUCUGAUGUUAAAAAUAUUAAAAGUUAGGACUCCAGAGAGAGUAUUUUACAGAAUCGAAUUUUUAUAUGUACUGUAUCUCUUUCAUUGAUACUGUAUCUCUUUCAUUGAUGAUAAAUUCAAAAUUAAGAAUUUUUCUAGACCGAUUCCUUUCAGAUAGAUAUGUGCUUUUAUGUUAAGAAGUACUUCUCUUAGUUUGUGUUGUCUCCUGAUUAUGGUCACAUUUUUGUUUCUUAUGUCAUUUGGUAUUUUCUCCUUUCUCACCUUUCUCCCUAUUUGGCCUUUUUUCUAUGAAUUUGUUAAUAUUGGUCAAGUAAAAAACGUAAAAAUAUUUUUGUCGUUUAAGUUUCAAACGCUUAUUUUUUACACUUUUUUUUAAUUAGAUGAUUGUGUAUGAUAAAAGAAAAAAUAUUUAUUUACUCUUCUCAUCUCUUGUCUUGCUGAUGCCACAUCGUUCUUUCGCCACGUGGAUGAUUUUGUGAUUGGUAUUUUUUUUUUAAUUUAUUUUUUGCCCACUUUGGUAUUUUUUGGGUUCAUUUGGUGAACUUCAUGUCUGCUCAAGUAGUAUAUCCACGUGUUAAUUUCUGAACUUCUGAUUCUUUCUAAUCCUACCAUGCUAAAAUUCUGAUUUUUCAAUAUAUUUUCUAUUGGCGCUUCCCAUUGGUCAUUACUUCAACUGGACCUUUGUUUACUAUCCAAAUUAAAUAUUACAUGAACAUUAUUCCUUUAUUUUUUCUCCAUAUAAUAACAACUCAUUUUUGAGUGUUAAUUCUACACCCGUUCGGCAUGAUCAACAGAAUAAAUGUAUGAAUUUUAUUUCAUCAUUCAUAAAAAUAUAUGUAUUACAGGUUUAUAUUAUCAAUAUAUAAAUUUUUCGUUUAAAUAAAUUGUUUUAAAGACUUCGAAACAAAUAAAAAAUAUACAUAUGUAUCAAAUUGAUGCUCUAAACCAGACCAACACAUUUUACAUAUCAUUUUGUUUCACUGUUAAAAUUUGGACCAAUAAAAGCUGGGUGCAAUACAUCCCUGAUGUCAUACAUUUACAUUCAAAUUGAUGGAGCCUAUUGUCCAAAAAAUAAGUUUACUUUUUUUGAAUUGUUAAUAAAUUUGGAACACCUAUAAUUAAAACUUUUUCAAACAAUAGAAACAAAUGUAAAAAAUAACAGUUUAAGUGCUGACAUAAAUUAAGUAUAACAUUUAUUAUUCACAAUAUGCUGUUUAUUCAUAUUUUCCUUUUAUUUAAAUUUUAUUAGUUUCACGGUUUUUGAUCAAAGUCAAAUUAGGCUCUUCUUUUGUACAUGUAAAACUUUUUGUAUAUAUGGAGCAUUUUUUGUUCCAAAACUUUGCGUUCUUAUGUUCAUCGUUUAAACGUUUUCUCUGUUUGACCUAUGUAAUUUUUUGAAGGUUUAUUUGGGAACUAAGAAAACUUUAUGAACUUCCUUAUUUCUUGUAGUUGCUCUUGCUAUUUCUUAUUAUGUCUACUAACUUUCUUUUUGCCACGUGAGUCAGUAUGUUAAUAUAAUUUGUAUCUUACCAUGGAUACCAUUUUCAAGCACAUAUAAAUUUUUUUAAUUUUAUGCUCGAGGGAGAUUUAUUAUUAUUUUUCUUCGGGUAUAUAUCCAUUAGUGAAUGUAAACCGUUUUUCUGGCAAUGAUUUUAUUUGUCGCUAUUUUGAAUUUCGUUUACUUAUGCUAUUGCUCUCUAACCAUGCAUCUUCUACAUCAAUUUCUCACAUGUUAUGUAUUCAUAAUACCUUUUUGCCAAACCAACAAAACAACAAAAGAAACAAAUAUUAGGAGGGAAUAGAACAAAGAAAGGAUAUAUAAGAAGGACAAAUGAGGAAAUUUAUCAAGAAGGUUACAGUGGCUGGGCCAUAUAGAAAGAAUGGACGAUGACAGAGUGGUGAAGAAAAUAGCAUGGAGAGUACCAGAUUAUAAAAAAAAAAGAGAUGAAGAUCACGAAAGCGAUGGAGAGAGGCGGUAGUAGAAGACCUAAAAGAAAAGGGAAUAACAAACUGGACAAGUAACAGAAAGCUAUGGAAAAGAACAACAAAGCUCUGGGCGUAAAAGGCCUCAAAAAAAGCUAAAUAUAUAUAUAAUACCUUUUGGCUAUAUAAUUCUUUUUUUGCCUAGCGUUUCUAACGCGUUCAUCAUGUUGUCACUUUAUUAAUAUCCAAAACUUUACUCUGGAGUAAAUGAAUUAUUUCAGAUAAACUGAAUCAUUGAACAAUUAUGUGAGGUGAAAGUAAAGAUGAUUCAUAUUUGAUUACAGAAUAGGGCAUCUACUAUGUGUUUAUACGUAUUUCGGAUUAACCUUACCCUCUUCGGAACACCUCUGUAGAAGCACUCUAUAUCGGUGCUGCGAUGAGAGUAAGGUAAUCCCGAAAUACAUAGUAGAUGCACUGUUCUGUAAUCAAGUCUGAAUCAUCUUUACUUUCAUUUUAUUUGUAUUCAAUUUUGUGAGUGUAAAAGGAACUAUUUCGCUAAAGAUUGGUAUCACGAUGAACGACAGGUCGUUGAUGAAAUUAUAGAUCCUCUUGUUGACUAAUUCAUCAAUCUGUAUUGAAUCAGAGGACAACAAUCUCGAAUUUUAGUUCCUGACGCUUUAAGCUAAUUUGUGAGAAUUUCUUCUUGGUAUAUCAUACUUUAUCAGCUGUAGCUUUUUUGAAACUGCUUAACCUAUAGCCGUAUUCGUGCAGCAUACCCCGAACGUAUCCUGAACCUACCCAGAGGGAGAUCACCUACUCAUUAGGCGUUCAGAGGGAAAACUUAAACCUUAUUGAACAUCAAUUUUGUAAUGCGCAGGCGUUCUCCCUCUGGGUAAGUUCGGGACAUGCUGCACGAAUACGGCUUAUAUUUUGUUAAUUUUUUUCAUGCCCUUACAAAAUUCGAGCGCAAAUCAAGUAAACCUUAUUUUGGACAGCAGAACUCCUCCACGCACUUGCUAAGAACACAUUUCACAACAUUUGGUAUUUACCGAUAACUUAAAUUAUUGGCAUUUUUAUAUUCGUUUUGUAUGAAGAAAACUUAUAAGUAUAGGAUAAAUUAUUCAGUAGUAAAGAAAACUAUGUAUGAUUUUGCUAAUGUAAAUAUAUUGUACAUUAAAUUAAGAAAUAUUAUGUCUAUGCAUCUAAA
Messenger RNA from Diabrotica virgifera virgifera (western corn rootworm), 13656 nucleotides. Its product is annotated as zinc finger MIZ domain-containing protein 1-like. Gene Ontology annotation, molecular function: zinc ion binding; SUMO ligase activity. Gene Ontology annotation, biological process: regulation of transcription by RNA polymerase II; protein sumoylation. The transcript has 11 exons. The coding region runs from base 190 to 3132 and encodes 980 amino acids. The record is from RefSeq and is a predicted model, not a curated record. NCBI's taxonomy places the organism in Eukaryota, Metazoa, Arthropoda, Insecta, Coleoptera, Chrysomelidae.